Penicillium canescens is the source of this 2526-nucleotide messenger RNA. RefSeq lists its product as uncharacterized. Gene Ontology annotation, cellular component: cytoplasm. Gene Ontology annotation, biological process: transsulfuration. Gene Ontology annotation, molecular function: pyridoxal phosphate binding; cystathionine gamma-lyase activity. The transcript is spliced from 2 exons. NCBI's taxonomy places the organism in Eukaryota, Fungi, Ascomycota, Eurotiomycetes, Eurotiales, Aspergillaceae. The coding region runs from base 1 to 2526 and encodes 841 amino acids. The record is from RefSeq and is a predicted model, not a curated record.
AUGGUUAAGCCUAUUAUACUCCUCAGGGCAGAGACCAAGCCUCUUGAGCACCGCUCCGUCUUGACACCGUCAUGUAUUACAGCUCUGAUCAGCGCAGGAUACACUGUCAAAUGCGAACGCUGUGACAAGAGAUGCUUCCGCGAUGAAGAGAUGGAGGCUGCUGGCGCAAUUCUAGUCCCCACAAACUUCUGGGUAGAAGCGCCUCUUGACCACAUUAUUGUGGGGCUCAAGGAGUUGAUGCCUUCAGAUGACUUUGCCCUUGAACAUGUUCAUUUGCAUUUCGCGCAUGUCUUUAAGGAGCAACAAGGCUGGACCAAGACCUUGCUUCGCUUCGCCCGUGGAGGUGGCUCUCUGCUGGAUAUCGAAUUCCUUGAAGAUCACGUUGUUAAAGAUCGCCUUUUGGCUCCCACUAGCUUUUAUGCUGGAUUUUGCGGAGCUAUUCUGGCUAUACAAGCGUGGACUCACCAGAUUUUGCAUCCGGAAGAACCAGAGCUUGCAGAAAUUCUGCCAUAUGAAAGCGAGCGUAAAGCAGUCGAAGACACCAUUUCCCACCUACAGGAUGGAGUCAAGACUAUUGGUCGUCCACCAACAAUCAUGAUUGUGGGAGCCUCUGGAAAGUGUGGUUUAGGAGCUGUGGACCUAUGCCAACGUCUUGGGUUAGACUCCCAAAACAUUCUUCAGUGUGGCCGGGCACAUACCUCGAAGCCGAUAUUUGCCAAACAAGUGCUGCAAGCCGAUAUACUCAUCAACUGCAUCUAUCUUACCCAAGAUACCAAGCCAUUUGUCACAAUGGAUGCAUGUCGAGAAUUGAAUCGGCGUCUGUCCGUUAUUUCCGAUGUGAGCUGUGACGGCGAAGACCCUGGUAAUCCCAUCGCCAUUUACUCGGGCCAUAGCACUUUUAAACGGCCGAGUUUUAUUGUUCCUACCAGUGAAGGUCCUACGUUGAGUGUCAUCUCGAUCGAUCACCUCCCGAGUCUGAUUCCCAGAGAUGCGAGUGAAUAUUGCGCAAACCAAUUAUUGCCCAGCCUCCUCAAACUCGACGAGUGGCAAACAGCAGAUGAAUGGAGAAUGGCUCGAGAGCUGUUCGAGAAAAAUCUCAAAAAAGCAGUGAAGGUGGAAAAACAAACGCCAGGAUGGUUUUCGCAGCUUACACCAGACUCGAACCCAUCUCCAGAUCUUUCCGUCAGGAGCAGUAGCAGUGUCUCUGUUGGCGACCAGUCAGGCGCUUCAAGUGUGUCAUCUCUGAUGUCCAAACUGAGCGUAAAGCCUGGCAAGUUUCACAAUUCACCACUCGAGAUUGAGAAGACCGUUAGCCCUCCACUUGAUCCUCUUGACCCUUUGAUGUCGAGUUUCAAAGAUGACUUUGAUACCAAAGCUGUCCAUGCAGGGCAUAGAAAACAUGACCCAGCAACAGGCGCAGUAUCCAUGCCCAUCACCAUGUCAUCAACGUACGCGCAAGCGGCCGCUAACAAUGCGGUAGGAGAGUACGUGUACUCUCGCAAGGCAAAUCCAAACCGGAGUGAUUUCGAAAGAUCCGUGGCGGCACUUGAACAAGCCAAAUACGGACUUGCAUUUGCUUCCGGCUCGGCGGCUAUCGCAAUGGUUGUCCAUAUGCUCAAGCCGUACAGUAACAUUAUCGCCAUUGCAGAUACGUAUGCCGGAACUCAGCGAACCUUUACCCUCAUGGCCGAGUUGCUCUCCAUCUCAACCACCUAUGUUGAAGGCACGGAGCUCUCCGCAGAUCUUGGAAAGUAUGUCACCGCGCAAACCAAAAUGGUUUGGAUAGAAUCGCCCAGCAAUCCGUUGCUUCGGAUUGUCGACGUCCGGGCAAUCGCUACCCAAGCGCAUCGUAUGGGUAUCCUGGUCAUAGUCGACAAUACUCUCGCGUCCCCUUUCAUCUUCAACCCUUUAGUACACGGAGCAGAUAUCACAGUGCAUUCGGCUACUAAGCAUCUGGCCGGCCACAAUGACGUGGUUCUAGGUGUCCUGGCUACCAAUUCCAAGGAGAUGCGCGACCGCCUGGCAUUCCUGCAGAAUGCUAUCGGUGCUGUUCCUUCGCCAUUUGAUUGCUGGCUUGCAUCUAGAGGCCUCCGAACCUUCCACUUACGCAUCAACCGAGCUAACAGCAGUGCACAAGCCAUAGCGGAGGCACUGAAGAGCUCACCUCAUGUCAUCGAAGUGAUGUAUCCAGGGCUAGAAUCACACCCCGGACGCGAGAUAGUCAAGAAACAGCACAACCAUGGUGGUGCGGGAGGUUGUCUAGUUUCUUUCCGAAUCAAGGGAGGUUUCAAAGCCGCGGAAGACUUCUGUCGGUCCUUGCGCUUGUUCACUCUCGCCGAAAGCUUUGGGAGUGUACAGAGCCUUUGCGAGGUGCCAGGCCCCAUGACCCAUAAGCUUCUGACAUCUGAGCAGAGGGCAGCCAUUGGUGUUUAUGACGAUCUGGUGAGACUUAGUAUGGGGGUUGAGGCUCCUAACGAUCUCAUCCAGGAUAUUCUCCAGGGGUUGGAGACUGCACGUGCUGGAUAA